Molecule: messenger RNA, 735 nt
Organism: Gongylonema pulchrum
Lineage: Eukaryota; Metazoa; Nematoda; Chromadorea; Rhabditida; Gongylonematidae
Source: the annotation of a GenBank genome assembly
AUGGUUUGGGAUAUCAGAGCAGGAUACAGUCACAACGACAUAAGGAGCACUGAAAAGUCGAAAAUACACCUCAAGCCGUUAAUAGGCGAGAAGCGCAAUCUUGUUCCUUUUGUUAUCGCCCACGUUUGCAACGAUAUGGCUUUUUGCACUUCUGCGGAUGGCAGAAAAGAAGAUCGUUGUAAUUCCCUGAGUAAUGAUAUGCAGCAGAGUAAGGACAUCAAUUCGAACAGAGGUCUCAAGGCGCAGGAUAUCCAACAGUCGAUGGUAGGUACCGGCAAAGAAAGGGGUGACGAAAAUGCGAAGAAUAAAAUUUGCAACGAGAAUGAAAUGAGGAACAGUGACUCGGCUCGGACUGAGAAUUCGGCAAAUUUGUUGGACGACUGUCAACAAUAUGAGGAAGAGGCAUUAGCGCCAGCUACGGACCGAGCUACAGCCCCUUGCUUCCCCGAGGCACCCUUUGUGCAGGACUCGCGGAAUGCCAAACCGCGUCGAGCGUCCGCUUUCCAGAACUGGCACGACUUCGAGGAUGCGAUGGCGCAGAUCACUGGAGGGAUUGCUACCGAUGGGAUAACGAACGGUGCGCCGAACGCGCUCAAGAGUAGUACACCAUCGCCUGAUGCUCACGCUUCACUGCUUGAUCGUAAAGAUCUGGCCGCACGUGAGGUAUUCCGCUCUUUUACCAGUUUUCAUCUACAAGGCUCAAAGAGGCAUCAGCUGCAAAAUGAGAAGGCUUGA